GACUCGCGACCCUUCAACGCCAUCAUGAACAUCCGCAAUGCGAGGCCCGAGGACCUGAUGAACAUGCAGCACUGUAACCUGCUCUGCCUACCCGAGAACUACCAGAUGAAGUACUAUUUCUACCACGGUCUCUCCUGGCCCCAGCUCUCUUACAUCGCCGAGGAUGAGAACGGGAAGAUUGUGGGCUAUGUCCUGGCCAAAAUGGAAGAGGACCCAGAUGAUGUACCCCAUGGACAUAUCACAUCACUGGCUGUGAAACGUUCCCACCGACGCCUUGGUUUGGCGCAGAAGCUGAUGGACCAGGCGUCCCGAGCUAUGAUUGAGAACUUCAAUGCCAAAUACGUCUCUCUGCAUGUCAGGAAGAGUAAUCGGGCCGCCCUGCACCUCUAUUCCAACACCCUCAACUUUCAGAUUAGUGAAGUGGAACCCAAAUACUAUGCAGAUGGGGAAGACGCUUACGCCAUGAAGCGGGACCUCACCCAAAUGGCAGACGAGCUGAGGCGGCAACUGGAGCUGAAGGAGAAGGGCAGGCACGUGGUGCUGGGACCCAUCGAGAACAAGGUGGAGGCCAAGGGCAAUUCGCUUCCAAUCUCGGGCGAGGCCUCCCGGGAGGAGAAGGGCCUGGCUGCUGAGGAUAGCGGAGGAGACAGCAAGGACCUCAGUGAGGUCAGCGAGACCACCGAGAGCACUGAUGUCAAGGAUAGCUCCGAGGCUUCUGAUUCAGCCUCCUAGAGUCUUCCUUGGCCCACCCUGGCCUGCCCCACCUCACCCCACUCAUUUGCCCAAUAAA
This is a messenger RNA of Chrysochloris asiatica (Cape golden mole), 790 nucleotides long. It is a transcript of the gene NAA10, whose product is annotated as N(alpha)-acetyltransferase 10, NatA catalytic subunit. Lineage: Eukaryota; Metazoa; Chordata; Mammalia; Afrosoricida; Chrysochloridae. The transcript has 8 exons. Gene Ontology annotation, biological process: N-terminal peptidyl-glutamic acid acetylation. Bases 25 to 732 code for a protein of 235 amino acids. Gene Ontology annotation, molecular function: protein-N-terminal-glutamate acetyltransferase activity; protein N-terminal-serine acetyltransferase activity. Gene Ontology annotation, cellular component: NatA complex. The record is from RefSeq and is a predicted model, not a curated record.